AUGACACUUCAUCACAACACUUGCCAACGUCUACUCGACUUUAGCGGCAACCUCUACGCGAUGAAGAAACACGACAUCAAAGCAUCCGUUCAACACCUACUUGCAUUUAUCGCUUCCGACAAGAAAGCUCUGUCCUUGUUAAAAAAAGCUACCGACGACGAUAGCCGCCUUUCUUUCAUCGCAUACAUCCUGCCCACCGUCCAAAAGUCAUCUUCAUACCCCAAACAGGAGCUGAUAAAGCAGGAUUGGUUGCGAGAGAUCAGUAGGGAAUGCAACAUCAGAAAACCCACUGUUCCUUCAUGCGUCUUCGAAGCCUGCAAAAUGCGGAAGAAGAAAACGAAUGGUCACAAAUUGACGAAAAGGCGUUUGAGUCAAAGUCUCGGGUUCACAGCCCAUGCCCGCAAGAUCAAUGCCGCGAGAUUCGCCAGUGUCGUCGAAACGUGUGUCAGAAGGUACAGCGCUACCGACGCUUAUCCACCUCUGAAGCACUGGGUGUACGAGACAGAGGCGAUUCGAAAGCGAUGGGAGGAACAUCUCUCGUCAGGCAACCGACACGACCCCCGCAACCCUUACCUUCCACUGAUGAAAGUCGAUCCGGCUCUCCUCGACCACGAUAUACCCAUCGACGAUAGCCGCCUUUUUCGGGAUUCGGAUGGAGAGGAAGUUUGCAAUGUCUUCCGCGAAUUUUGCAAGCAAACCAGUACUCGCCAUGUCAAUCUCAAGGCAAGCUUUUCUGACGAACGAUAUCAGAUGGACGAUCCUGGUGAUCUCGUCCAAAUUGGUUUCUCUGCGGGUUCUCGCAACGCUCCCAAGAUCCACUGGGUCAGAAACAUAACACGCCGCAAUCUCCCAGAUCAGGUCGUCGCCGACUUGAACUAUCGUUCCAGCUCUGCUUUCGCAUUGUUCUGGAACUUAUGCAAGGACGUUCUUCCCAAACCAAUCAUCAACGACUUCAAUGCUUUCUUCGAAAAAGACGGCAUCCUCCGAAUGAACCCUGCAGAGGGAGCAGCAAAGGAUUUCGCCAAGGACGAACACCAUGCUGUCACAGGCGACUAUACCAUUCGAAUUGGUGACGAAAGCUUUCUUUUCAAGAACGUUGAGCUCGCCCCUCCCUGUGGAGUGUUUGGUCGAAACUAUGCAAGAGCCAUGCACUUCGAAAACCAGCCUCACAAAUACGCAAUAGCCUGGACGGUCAGAAGAGACCAUCCUCCCGAUGCAGGAGGCCAUUUCUACAUUGGCACUUACAAGAUUCGCAUCCAGGCUGCAGCCAACACUCUCGUCAUUUGGAAACCAACCGACAUCCACGGAACGAGCUUGCAAGAUCUAGAUCCAAACGAUGAAAAUCCCGCCUUCAUUCAAACGGGCCUCGCCAUUGUAACUCCCAAGCGGCUUCGCAAACUAUGGAGAGCUUACAAAACGAAGGCUAUUACGUACGACGACGUCAUACUUGCCUUGACUGCUAACAGCAACCACGAGGAUUGA
This is a messenger RNA of Laccaria bicolor S238N-H82, 1482 nucleotides long. RefSeq lists its product as uncharacterized. The transcript is spliced from 3 exons. Bases 1 to 1482 code for a protein of 493 amino acids. The record is from RefSeq and is a predicted model, not a curated record. NCBI's taxonomy places the organism in Eukaryota, Fungi, Basidiomycota, Agaricomycetes, Agaricales, Hydnangiaceae.